UAUUAGCGGGAUUUCCUCACAAGCUCGUAGUAAAACUGGGUUCACCGAGUUCACAGCUUGUUCCUGUGUCGCGCUGAACACCAAACCUUACAGUGGAAAUUCGUUUCCUGUAGCAGUUUGGGACUGUUUCCGUUAUCAAGGUCUGUUGCCGGUUUUUCCAGUACAUUGGAUUUAUAAGAAGCAGCAUUCACAAUGGCAUCGGUCAUAUCACUCCGAUAUUGCGACCAUCGCGACCACAACUACCACCGUUGCUCCUCGGAGACUUCAGAAGUCAACUCCUUGGACGACAGCGAAGUGGAUUCCUGCUUCAUGGGCGCCGAACAGGAGGAGGAAUUUUACGCCUCCAGCGUGACCCCGCCCACCCCCGGCGAGGAUAUCUGGAACAAGUUUGAGCUCUACCCGACCCCUCCGCUCAGCCCCAGUCAUCCUGACGAAGACGACAGAGAGGUGGAGCACAAUCUCAAAUUUGAGGAGGAGUCGGAUCUUCUUCACGAAGUCACCAACAUCCUCAUGGACGAUGAGGAUUUCCCCUGGAUGACGCACAAGUGUCAUUUCACCGAUCCGGUCUUCCGCGCCCAGUCCCCGGUCACCCCACCCCUGAUUCAGGACUGCAUGUGGAGCAGCAUCAUCGCCGAGGAACGGCGGAAGUUCUUCAUGAAGACGGGGAAAAAGAGCGAGGAGAAACCCAAGAAAGCCGCAUCGUCCACAAACUCUCAGAUGCUCCCGCCCCUGGUGCCUGCAUCAGAGUACGGGUCGUCGGACUGUGUUGACCCAUCAGCAGUCUUCCCUUACCCACUGAGCGAGACGCGAUUGGAUUUAUUCAGCACAGGAACAAAUACACCAUCAGACUCUGAAGAAGAAAUUGACGUCGUAACAGUUGAAAAGAAGUUUUCCAGUCAGCACCACCACCAUCAUCAUCACAAGUCGCACGCCACGACAAGACCCUACCACAGACAUCAGACGACAAAGCCUAAAUCAUCGCAGCAGCAGCAGCAACAGCAACAACAGGCCAUCAAUAUCACCUUACUUGGCAAGCGGGGGCGCCCUUCCAAUGCUACCAUCCUCGCCAUCCCGAUUAAGAAGCUGAGGGCAGAGGGCAACCUGGAGGAAGUCAAGCAGAUGUUGCAGAAGUCCAAUCUGGUCCGGACCUCAUCCUCGAGUCACAGUCGAGGGAGCAGUCGCGGGAGCAGCCGCAACAGCAGUCGGCCUUCCAGUCUUCCUUCCAGUCAGCCUGGCAGUCAUCCGUCUUCCGACUCGGAGGAUACGGAGAAGAGGGCGUGUCACAACGUCUUGGAGAGAAAGAGGCGGGAGGAUCUCAGGACGAGCUUCCUUCACCUGCGGGAUGAGGUGCCAGAGCUGAACUCCUCGGAGCGUGCUGCCAAAGUCGUCAUUCUCAAGAAAGCAACGGACUAUGUCAUCAGCCUUCAAGACAAGGAGGAGAGUCUUAAGAUGGAGUAUGAGACAGAAAACAGAAGGAACCUUCAUUUGAGGGAGCGGCUGGAAGCCUUGCUGGCAUCUGUGCCGAUGUAAAAACACUUCCCCAAACCUUGAACUUGGGACCAAGGACGUUAGGACAAGUUGAGAGGCUUCUUGCAAAUUGAAGAAUUUGCUGAGGUUUUCUUAAUCCUGGGCUGUUUGAUAAAGUGAAAGUGGAGUCCUCCUAUUUUUGUUGGAUGGAAACAAACUAUUAUCGCAGAGAAACUCUGGAAGACUUGCGAAAACAAGAACUGCCUUGUUGUAACUGAGCAGCUGAUGAGAAGGGACUUGGAACAGUUUGUGAGAAGCGAUUCAUAGAAGAAAUGUUUAUUUUUGUAAAUAGGUUUUGCGAUUGGUUUGUAUUGAAAGAGUUGUUCGGUCUGUAUGAGUUUACAGCCCUUGUAUAUAAUGUAUCAAAGCAAACAAAAUAACAGAUGUAUGUCACAAUAUUUUAGUUCUUCUCAUAUUAUAUCUAAUUAUGUUUUGUAAUUCUUUUAUAUAUUUUUUAACAUGCACAUUUAACAAAAGUUAGAGCCUUACGAGAAAAAUGAAAGCUGUCGUGGAAGCCCAAGAAAGUUUGUUUCUGUUUCUCGUCUUUUUGGUCAACAAUUAUGUCUGGACCUCAAAAGACUUCGUCUUUAGAGCUGAAGGACAACUGAGAGCAAAGAUCGAUACUGUUCCGAAAUGACAUAUUUUGUCAAAGCUAGGCUUGUUGAUCCAUUUUUCGAAAACCUUAAAAUUAAAUGCUUUGCACAUUUUGAACGAAAAGUACUGAAGAAAGUACUUUGAAAGAAGCAGAUGAAAAGAAGAGUUUGUUCUGACCUCAAAGGACUUUCACCAGCAUUUCCAUACUUGCAUGAAGCCAAACUACUUUGUACUUGUGCAUGUUUUUUUGUUUUGCAUCAUUUCUCAUUACAAAUAACGUCUGAUGAUUAUUUGGGUUUUUUGGUGGCUUGUUUGUUUUUUUCUUCAGAAUAUUAUUUCAAUGUGCAAACUUUAUUGAACUUCUAUUUUCUUACUUUAUUUUUUGAUUUUUGAGAUAAAAGAGCUUACGCAUUUGAAUCCUUUUAAUUAGUGAAUUUAAAGAAGAAUGAAAGAAAUCAAGCCUAGUUCUUGGGUUGGGAGUUCUUGUUAGGUUAAAAAGAAUUUCUUGGGAAUUUGUAACUUGAAAUAGCAUUUUUAACGAAUUCGGAGCUAGGAAGUUCCUUUUUGGUCAAAACUUGAUUUUCAAAAAAAUAUAAGAAAAAUGAUUAUGAAAAUGUGGCUGGUUUGUCAAACAAAAUGAAUUUGUUGUCUUUCUGAUAAGAACUGAUCAUUUUACCAAAAAGCAUUAUUGCUAUCAAAAUUUUAGCAAUGACCACCACUUCAAAAUUUUAUCUGAAUCUCCAGUUUUUUCAAGGAAUUUUCAAAUAGUUUUAAAAUGGUUUCAAACACUGUAUAUCUGAGAAAAAGAAAAAUUAAUUUCUGAUUGAUUUCAAAUUAACCCUCAUGCAAAUCUUCCAGUUUAUUUGAAUGACCAAGUAAAAUUUACCAUUAUUUGAAUGCAAACGUUUUAACAAUUGAAAUUUGUUAAUUAAGGAGUUGCUGUUGAUGUCGUUUACUUUCUAAGUUUUUUCCACUGCCAGUUUACAAGUUGCAAAUACCGCCCGUAUGGAGUUGCUUUUCUUUUAAUUUCUGAUCACUAUAAAAUUGUUGCUAGUUUGUCUUGCAAGUGUACGAGAAAAACCCAGAAAAUAUACUUUCAACGAUGGCUUUUAAA
Molecule: messenger RNA, 3235 nt
Organism: Patiria miniata (bat star)
Lineage: Eukaryota; Metazoa; Echinodermata; Asteroidea; Valvatida; Asterinidae
Product: myc protein-like
Exons: 3
Coding region: 193-1530 (445 amino acids)
Biological process (GO): regulation of transcription by RNA polymerase II
Molecular function (GO): RNA polymerase II cis-regulatory region sequence-specific DNA binding; protein dimerization activity; DNA-binding transcription factor activity, RNA polymerase II-specific
Source: RefSeq, a predicted model, not a curated record